UCUACAGUAGUUUGUAGAAACUAUUUCUCGUUUAUUGUGGCAUACUCCUUAAGCACCUUCAAGCCCAUUUCUGUUCAUGUCUGUUUGUUCUGCUCUCCUGUCCUAGAGAUCGGAAAUAUGAGCUCUGAUGAUGUACAUCGUUGGACUUAUUUCUGGGUUCAUUAUAAACACAACUGAGAAUACUUAAGUAACAGAAAUUACAGAAGGAGGAGUACAAAGCUGUAUGUAGAAUUAGUGAAACAAUGAGAGAUGGGAACUCGAAGAAAAGCAAGCUCUCAUGGUCCAAGACUCUUGUGAGGAAAUGGUUCAAUAUCAAGAGUAAAGCUGAAGACUUUCACGCUGAUGAUAUUGUUUACGGAGGUGGUGAUGAAGAACCGAGGAACAGCUUCUCAGAGAGGGAGGCAUACACGAUCAAGAAAAGCAAAACUGAGAGAUUGAGCAGGAGCUCUGAUCGGUUCCGUCGGGGGAAGAUUGAUGUUGAUACUGCUGAGGUUACAGAUGUGCAGAACUACAGGAUCUUUGUAGCUACAUGGAAUGUGGGUGGAAAAUCACCACCUAGUUACUUGAAUCUUGAAGAUUGGCUCCACACCUCACCUCCUGCAGAUAUUUAUGUUCUUGGAUUUCAAGAAAUUGUUCCCCUGAAUGCCGGGAAUGUUUUAGGCUCAGAAGACAAUGGACCUGCAAGGAAGUGGCAGGCUCUCAUCCGAAGGACUCUUAACAAUAUCCCUGGCACCAGCGGAAGCGCAGGUUACCACACGCCUUCUCCAAUCCCUGAUCCAAUUGUAGAAUCGGUUGCAGAUUUUGAAGGUUCAAUGAGACAGAAGGCCUCUUCUUUCCUACCGCGCCGGUCAUUCCAGACAAGUCGUAGCAUGAGAAUGGACUAUGACAUUUCAACCCUGCAUCCCCGGCUUGAUCGACGAUUCAGUGUAUGCGAUCGGGUUAUUUUCGGUCACAGGCCGAGUGAUUAUGAUCCCAAUUCCAGAUGGGGUUCAUCUGAUGAUGAAAAUGGGCCUACGGAUUCCCCGAGUACCAUCUUCUCACCAAUGUCCUAUGGGGGUUCCACAUCCAUGGAGGACAGAGAGAGACCAUCUGGGCACUCAAGGUACUGCCUAGUUGCGAGUAAGCAAAUGGUUGGGAUAUUUCUCACAAUCUGGGUGAGGAGUGACCUGAGGGAUGAUGUACGGAAUAUGAAAGUUUCAUGUGUAGGCAGGGGAUUGAUGGGUUAUCUUGGAAACAAGGGCUCAAUCUCGAUCAGCAUGUCUGUACACCAAACUAGCUUCUGCUUCGUCUGUAGUCAUCUAACCUCUGGACAGAAAGAAGGUGAUGAACUAAGAAGAAACUCUGAUGUCAUGGAGAUCCUGAGGAAGACAAGGUUUCCACGUGUUCAAAGAGUAGGGGAUGAGAAAUCGCCUGAAACAAUCCUCGAUCAUGAUCGAAUUAUAUGGCUUGGGGAUUUGAAUUACCGAAUUGCUCUAACUUAUCGCUCUGCAAAGGCUCUUGUGGAGAUGCACAACUGGAGGGCAUUGUUAGAAAAUGAUCAGCUUCGGUUAGAACAGAGACGAGGUCGUGUAUUCGACGGAUGGAAUGAGGGAAGGAUAUAUUUUCCCCCCACCUACAAAUAUUCAAACAAUUCAGACAGAUAUGCAGGGGAUGACAUGCACCCUAAAGAGAAGCGACGAACACCUGCGUGGUGUGAUCGCAUCUUGUGGUAUGGAAGGGGCCUCCAUCAAUUAUCAUAUGUUCGUGGGGAGUCUAGAUUCUCGGAUCAUAGACCAGUUUAUAGCAUUUUCUCAGCUGAAGUCGAGUCCAUCAGCCGUAGCCGUUUUAAGAAAAGCAUGAGUUGCUCUAGUUCCAGAAUUGAGGUAGAAGAGCUGUUACCAUACUCACAUGGAUACACUGAACUUAGUUUCUUUUGAAUGCUGGAAGGAACAAAUAAAGACCCAAAUUCAAGUAUCCACGGAUUUGUCUACAGAGAGAAUAAAAUAGACAGUUUUGCGCUUGGGAAUGCUUCCCUUCUAUGUAUUCAGACGAUCUUCGAAGAAUUGAAGGAAUUACUAUUGUUUUUUUUUUCUUAUCAAGGUAAAGUAUCGAAACAUGGGAAACAUUUCAGCCAAUUCUUGACUUCUUGUGAAUGUUUCUCAUAAUUGGAGUGUUUAUUAUGUUGUAUAACCAGACUUUCAUGGAAUCAUUGGAUUCAGCUAAAGAACUCUCAUCAAUCCUUUGAAGUCCAAACAUGGAACUUCUCCUUUCUCAAUCAGGCUGUCUCAAAGAAACACUCACUCUUGUAUUGAAGGGGUGACGGUCUGACGGAGACAUUUCCGUCCCCCACAAGCCAAAAAAGAUGUAUAUAUUUUCAGUUUUGGUGAUAAUCAGCCCAAUACACAAGGCAGUCUACAAUUGUUUUCAUCAGACAUAAUCUAGUUAGCAAAUACUUGGAUGGUAACAGUUACUUUUGGGUCCUUCAAGAUGUGUUCUUAUCAGGACAAACUUGCCCAAGUGACUUGGUGAAAGAGUAUAGCUUUUGUUAGUGGACUAUUUGAUUUUUUCUUUUCUAUAUAUAUUUUUUGGUUAAUCAUUGGAUGAGGAUGAGAUUAUUCUUUUUGUAAGAAGAUGAAACUGGAGAAUAGUCAAAAUAAUCAUAUUGGGAGGACUUUGGGACGGGGGGUUGUUCAGUUGUAAUUAUGAUUUUAGGGUCCAGAGAGGGAGAGAGAGAGAGAUAACAAAAAUUUGUGAUGGAGAACAUUCAUGGAGGCAGUGAUGUAACAUAAGAAAGAAAGAAAUAAAAAGAAGAAAGAGAAAAAAAAAAAAGGGGAAAGAAAUUUGAAGUUUGAUAUCAUCACAAGGAUCUGAAGUUGUUUGGCAUGUGAUGUCUUUGUUGUUGGUUCUGCUACUUCUGCAACUGCUAAUGAUUUUACUGAAAAAAAGGCUGUUUUGUUGAUUACA
Telopea speciosissima is the source of this 2943-nucleotide messenger RNA. Its product is annotated as type IV inositol polyphosphate 5-phosphatase 7-like. Gene Ontology annotation, biological process: phosphatidylinositol dephosphorylation. The transcript has 14 exons. Lineage: Eukaryota; Viridiplantae; Streptophyta; Magnoliopsida; Proteales; Proteaceae. Bases 243 to 1916 code for a protein of 557 amino acids. The record is from RefSeq and is a predicted model, not a curated record. Gene Ontology annotation, molecular function: inositol-polyphosphate 5-phosphatase activity; phosphatidylinositol-4,5-bisphosphate 5-phosphatase activity; phosphatidylinositol-3,4,5-trisphosphate 5-phosphatase activity.